AUGAAGACUUCAAUCCUUCAAUAUGCUGCUCUUCUAGCAGUUACCUCAUUACCCGCCUCACGGGCAUGGCUUCCCCCCGUCGACAAGAUACGCGGUGUCAAUCUCGGCGGUCUUUUUGUCAUCGAGCCUUGGAUGCAGGCAACAUCCUGGAGCACCAUCGGGUGCUCAGCAUACAAGAGUGAGUUCGACUGUGUCAUGAAUCUUGGCCAGGAGGCUGCAAAUACGGCGUUUCAAAAACAUUGGGAUACCUUCAUCACCCAGGACGAUAUCACUCAGAUUGCGGGGUUGGGUCUGAAUACCAUCCGAAUCCCACUUGGAUACUGGAUAAAGGAGGACCUUGUUUACUCCGAUAGUGAGCAUUUCCCCCAGGGCGGGUUCACCUACCUUGAGAGGGUCUGCGGGUGGGCGAAGGAUGCGGGGCUCUAUAUCAUCCUCGACCUUCAUGGUGCCCCUGGCGCUCAACAAGCCGAUCAGCCGUUCACUGGGCAGUAUGCAUCGACUCCUGGGUUCUAUGUCGACUAUCAGUAUGAGCGUGCCUAUAAGUGGCUCGAGUGGAUGACGAACGUAACGCACACCAACUCGAACUUCGACACCGUAUAUGCCAUUGAGGUUGUCAAUGAACCUCUUCAGACUGCCAGCUCGGUCACGACAAUGAUAGAUACAUACUACCCGAUUGCCAUGAGUAGGAUCAACUCCAUGGAGGGGGGGCUUGGUGUGGCUACUUCUAAAAAGCUUCACGUUCAGAUGAUGAACCAAAAAUGGGGCUCUGGGGACCCGACAAAAGCACUCACGGAUGAAACCUACGCAUAUUAUGAUGACCAUCACUACGUUAAAUGGACCUCUGGUGUCACGGCUACGCGCGACGCCUAUAUGCAACAUUCUUGCACAAAUGAUCGUGGUGGAAAUACUCCAGUCGUUGUUGGUGAAUGGAGUUUGAGCCCAGCAGAUGAAGAUGGCAGUGAGUUCAGCAUCGAUGCUUCUGAUGCUGUUUCAUGGUACAGCAAAUGGUGGGCGGCACAGACCAUUAGCUAUGAGAAACAGGCGGGAUGGAUCUUUUGGUCGUGGAAGGUUGAAAAAAUUGGUGGUAGGAUAGACUGGAGAUGGGGUUACCAGCAGGCCGUUGCGGCGGGUGUCAUUCCAAGUGAUGCUUCAGAAGGAGCCAAGUCUACAGUUUGUGAUGGGUAUUAA
Molecule: messenger RNA, 1188 nt
Organism: Morchella importuna
Lineage: Eukaryota; Fungi; Ascomycota; Pezizomycetes; Pezizales; Morchellaceae
Exons: 1
Coding region: 1-1188 (395 amino acids)
Biological process (GO): glucan catabolic process
Cellular component (GO): cell surface; extracellular region
Molecular function (GO): beta-glucosidase activity
Source: RefSeq, a predicted model, not a curated record